AUGAAUUAAUAACAUAAAUGUUAAUUAAAGACCUUGGGAUAUGUCAGAAAUUAUCAUUCAGAAUUUGCUUCUAGAAACAUUAUCAACCAUACCCUUUAUCAUAAGUAUUCUGCUUCAUAAAAUUAUUACUUCACAAAAGAAAUCAACGAUAUUUUGGGUAAGAACAGAACACCAGCUACUAUUUAAUUUUAUGUAAGCAAUUCGUGAUAAAUUAAGGAUGAUACUCAAUUUUAAGAAUUAGGAGAAAGAAUGAAGAGAUAUUACUAUAUUAAUGAAUAAUGUACUAAAAUUAAAUUACUAACAGAGUUCUACAAAUAUCAUAAUGAUUUACCUCGCUUUACUGUUCAUAAGAAUAUCAUAAUUAUUUUGAAUUUGUAUUAUGAUAAAAAGCGAAAAUUUGAAUAUUACAAAAUACAAAGACAAAUAGAAUAUGAAAAUAGAAACAAUCCAAAUAAAACUCCAAAAGGUAUUGUUGGAGAUAAACCAGUAGAAACUUAAACAACUCCUGAAUCUGAAAGUAGUAACAAUUCAACUAUAAAUAAUAAUGUUGAAAACAUUCUUUAAGAUAUAAUAUAAUAAGGAGAUUAAAAUUAAAUAAGCUAAGAAGAAAUUAGUAAGAUCUCUAAAAUACAAGAAGAUCAGAAAAGUGAAAUUAUUCAAAUGUUGAAAGCCUUUAAUUUAGAUUAAAUUAAUAAUAACAAGAUUGUUUAAAAAUAUUAAGUAUUUAAGAAAUAAAAUCCAUCAUUUAAAAAAUCAUUAAAAUUAGAAGAAUUUGUAUCAUCUCAAUCUUCAAGAACUUAGAGUAAAUGUAGUAAUUAUAUAAGAGGUCCUUUAUCAACUAGAGUUGCCACUGAUUCUAUAAGUAAGGUAUUAAAAACAUCUUAAGAAAAAACUAAAGAUAUUAAUAUACAAAAGGAAAGUCUUAUUUAAUUAUUUAAUAAAUAUUCUAAAUUAAAUAAACUUAAAAUUGAUAAUAAAAUUGAUUAAAAGAAAGAUAGCAAAAAUUCAAUACCUGAAAUGAAAUAACUUGAACUUAAAAUUAUGAAAUCUAUUAUGGAUAUUGAAAAAAACACUCCAAUAGCUAAAAAGAAUAAAUCUACAUAAAAUAAUAAAGGAUUACAUUAAAUAUUAUGUAAAGUAAAUAAGCCAGAUUCAUUUAGAGAAAUUAAUAGAACUUCUUAAUUAAAAAGUUCAUCAAAUUAAUCUAUUAAAAUUAAUAAUCAAAUAAAUUGCUAUAAAAUUUCCAAGAAUUUUAAUAGCGUUUUGAAUCCAAUCUAAUAUUAAAAUAAUCCUUAUGAACAAAAGAGAUGUUAUGAUAAAUAGUAAUCAAAAUUAAAGGCAAAUGAUUUAAAAAAAUUGAUGAUCUAUAAAUCUGAAAAGAAUUCAUAUAAAGAAAAAGCUAAAAAAAGUAUUCCUAAAUUAAAUUUACAAACUAUUCAUACAUUUAAUAAUCUUCAAACUAGCUUAACUUUCAGAAAUUAAACUAGUUCUGUUUAAUUAUUGACUCCAAAACCUUUGACUGUGAGAUGUAGAAUCAAUAAUUUAAUUAAUUGGUAAGUCAAAACAUUAUAACAUAAUAAUAACUCUUAAUAAAAAUGA
Messenger RNA from Paramecium pentaurelia, 1599 nucleotides. The record is from the annotation of a GenBank genome assembly. Lineage: Eukaryota; Ciliophora; Oligohymenophorea; Peniculida; Parameciidae.